Molecule: messenger RNA, 773 nt
Organism: Galendromus occidentalis (western predatory mite)
Lineage: Eukaryota; Metazoa; Arthropoda; Arachnida; Mesostigmata; Phytoseiidae
Gene: ATPsynO
Product: ATP synthase subunit O, mitochondrial
Exons: 4
Coding region: 42-674 (210 amino acids)
Biological process (GO): proton motive force-driven ATP synthesis
Molecular function (GO): proton-transporting ATP synthase activity, rotational mechanism
Source: RefSeq, a predicted model, not a curated record
CACAGACAGUGGUGGUGUUGGUGACCUUUCUAUUCGGUACCAUGGCAUCUCUGAAAAACGCAGCCGUUUUGGCGAGAUCGUUCAGCAGUAGCAGCCAAAAUCUGCAGCUCGUCAAGCCACGCAUCGCCAUUUUCGGCAUCGAAGGUCGUUACGCCAAUGCGCUGUACUCCGCAGCUUCCAAGCAGAAGAAACUCGAUGCAGUGGAGAAAGAUCUCCUCAAAUUCCAAGCUGCCGUCAGAUCGGACAAAAGCUUGGCCGACUUCAUCUACAAUCCUCUGGUCAACAAGGCUCUGAAACGAGAUGCCAUCGCGAACGGCUUGAAGAAACUCAACUACAACGAUGUCUCGGUGAACUUGUUCGGAGCUCUCGCUGAGAACGGCCGAAUGAAAUACCUUGAUCAAGUCAUCGACGCCUACGGCAGACUAAUGUCCGCGGAACGUGGAGAAGUCCUCUGUGAAGUCGUCACCGCGAAACCCCUCGACGCAGCUGCUGUGAAGGAGCUUGAGAGUGCCCUCGCCGGCUUCGCGAAGACAGGCGAGAAAAUCAUACUCACCAAGAAGGUCGAUCCAGGCAUCAUGGGAGGCAUGAUCGUUUCUGUCGGAGACCGCUUCGUUGACAUGUCCAUCGCCUCGAAGAUCAAGCAGUACACGAAGGUACUCAAGGAUGUCGCUUAGUUUUAGAAAUUAUUUUGAGAAAGGAAUUCGUCGAAUGCAGCGUUCAUCUUUGUCCUGUGUGGUAGCGAAGAAGCGGGAAUAAACUUUUGAGACGGAAAA